Molecule: messenger RNA, 1598 nt
Organism: Vigna umbellata (rice bean)
Lineage: Eukaryota; Viridiplantae; Streptophyta; Magnoliopsida; Fabales; Fabaceae
Source: RefSeq, a predicted model, not a curated record
GGCUAUAAAAAGUAAGUAGAAACAGAGAUAAGUGUGUUGAAAAUGUAUUUGAAUCUGUUAAAUAGGAAGGAAAGGGGAAGAAGAUGGAUACAGAUGUUGAUGCGGAGAUCGUGAUCGUCGGAGCUGGUAUUUGCGGCCUUGCAACAGCCCUUGCUCUUCACAGGUUUUCUCUUCUUCAAGGUAUAAAAACUAACAUUUUUAUCUCAUAUCAUUUACCCAAAAAAAUGACAAAAAUGUAUGUUUUCAGGGGAAGAUUCGUAUCUCUUAACGAGGUUGAGCCAAUGGAAUUUCCAUUCGGUGUUAACAAGGAAUUUCGUUGUUUAAAGCGCACUGAUCUGGUGAAAGUCAUGGCCGAUAAUUUACCAACAAGGACUAUACGUACCAAUUGUCAAGUGCUUUCUGUCGAAUUAGAUCCUGUAACAAAGUUUCCACACCUUAUGCUUAGCAAUGGAAGUGUUCUUCAAGCUAAGGUUGUUAUUGGAUGUGAUGGUGUGAAUUCUGCCAUUGCAAGCAUGUUUGGGUUACACCGAACCACACUCAGGCUCUUCUCUACGAGUGUUGCACGAGGCUUCACAAAUUAUCCAAAUGGUCAUCGAUUUUCCAGUGAAUUUGUGAUGAUGAGCAAAGGUCAAGUCCAACUUGGAAGGCUUCCAGUGACAGACAAACUUGUUUAUUGGUUUGUGACAAGGCUAAGGACUUCUAAAGAUUCAAAAAUCUGGAAAGACCCAGUGCUCAUUAGACAAUCGUUGAUGGAGUCAAUGAAAGGUUUCCCAGAAGAGGCGAUGGAAAUGAUGAGAAAUAGCAAGUUGAGCUUCUUGCAUCUCACCGAGUUGAAGUAUAGGCCACCGUGGGACUUGCUCUUCAACAACUUCAGGAAAGGAACGGUAACAAUUGCUGGUGAUGCAAUGCAUCCCACAGGCCCAUUUGUUGCACAGGGUGGCUCAGCCUCCAUAGAAGAUGCCAUUGUUCUUGCUAGAUGUCUUGCACAGAAGGUGUUCGAUAAUAAGAACAAGACAGAGGAAACGGCAAUAAACAGUGCAAUGGCAGAGGAAGCGUUUGAUCAAUAUGUGAAAGAAAGGAAAAUGAGAAACUUUUGGCUCUCUUUUCAUUCUUUCCUUGUUGGUAAGAAGCUUGACACAACAUCAUCCAUAAUCAGAUUCAUUAUCCUUGCAAUCAUGUCCACUCUAUUUAGAGACCCCGAUUGGCAUUCCCGUUAUCAUUGUGGAAAUCUAUAGGAACAUCAAGCUUUGGAUAUUCAUAUAAUUUCAAAUACUAUUCUAUUGUAUAUCAUGAUCAUUAAUAUUUUAUAUUCCAAGUCCAAAACCCUCACACCAUGUUAGUCAUGUUAAUAAAUUAGUAGUUUUUAGGUGUUAUGGCUUCAGUACUCAAAUUUGUUGCCAUUUAGGUGAUGUAAUGUAACAUAUGGUUGGUAUCUAUUGAUUUUAUUAAUAUGUUGUAAGGUUAGUGUAAACUAUAAAGCCAUUUUAUUCAUGGUUGUUAUUUAAUAAUAGAGCCUUUCAACUCCCAUUCUAAAUUGUCGUAGUUCUCAUUUCAGGAGCUUCGAGUUUUUAACAAAAUGAUAUUAGAACGUUGAAAAU